UCUACCCCCUUUUCCUCUAACCUUUAGCUCUCCUCCCUCCCUCCCUCCCUCCCUCCCUCUCCUCUCCUCUCCUCUCCUCUUCCCUUCCUCUAACAAGAACUAGUCCUAGCCAUUCAGAUCCUAAGUUGCUGACCUUGCUGCUUCUUGUUGGAGAAAGAUUUGUUGGUUCUAAGUUGGAAGUAUCAUGAGUCCACCGAGUGUGAUGGGGCAGUUUGGAGACACAACCUACACCAAGGUUUUCGUUGGGGGACUCGCAUGGGAAACCCAGAAGGAGACCAUGAGGAAGUACUUCGAGCAGUUUGGGGAGAUCCUGGAGGCUGUUGUCAUCACUGACAAGAAUACCGGCAGAUCCAAGGGCUACGGAUUUGUUACCUUCCGGGACCCUGAUGCGGCGAUGAGAGCUUGUGUUGAUCCCGCGCCGGUGAUUGACGGGAGGAGGGCUAACUGUAAUCUGGCUUCCCUUGGGGUUCAAAGAUCUAGGCCUCCAACACCCCAGCAUGGAGGAGCUAGGAGCUUUAGGGUGAUGAAAUCCUUCAGCCAGCAGGCAGGGAUCCAAGGUGGGCUGGGUGCAGCUUUUCCUUCUCAUGCCACCUUUCCUCAUUAUGCCAUCCCACAAGGCCUCCCCUACCAUGUCUAUGGGUACUCUCCCUAUACUCCAGACUACGGCUAUCCAACAAACUUAUACAAUAUCUAUGGAGGAGCCCAGUACCCAUUUUAUGGAGGAGCAGCAGCUGGCAUGGUGACUGGAACAAGUCCCUUUUAUCCAUAUUUCCAGUUUGGGCAGUCAGGAAACACUACAACCAACUAUACAUCUGGACAAGGCUACAACUUGCAAUACCCACAGAUGUUCCACUUCUCUACUGUCUCAUCUACAGCUGCAGCUGUGACGGGCUUUGCUCAGCAGUUUGGAGGACCAUUGUCACUAGCAGCGAGCCCUCAAGCCCAAGCAGUGUGUGUCCCCAUUAAACAGGCAUGACUAUGGCACUUACAGCUCCAACACUGCCAACUCCAACUCAGGCUGCUCAUCCUUACCGGCUGAUUCCCUCACACUUUGCGGUGUCCGCUGCUCCAGAGCAACCCUUGGCCUAACCAUGGUCUCACUUCCCACUGUCACUGUCUUGUUCUCAUUUCCAACGUGUUGAGUCCAUGCAUCCAUCUCUAACACCAAAAGGCACUAUUGUAGAUCCUAUUCAUCAGUCAAAGUGCUCACCUCCAUAUACCACAUAAUUAUGUGGUGAUUGGAAAUUAGCUUUAGCCCCAGGAUGGGCUCAAAGCUUCAUGCCCCAAGGAUGGGGUGUACUAACAGACAAGCAUAAACCCCAACCAUUCUAACAACAGUCCAAGGAAGGACUUCAUCUGGGAGAGUUAGUUUCAGCCCUAGCAAGACAAGGCUGUAGCUAAAGAAACUCUAACAGUCAACCAUGACCCAGGGAGGGUUAUUUCAUGAUGAUACUGGUCAAAUUGGACAACAAUGACAGCCAAACAACUGACUGAACUAGCAUGCCACUCCCACAUAUAAUCAGUAGAAUCCCAACUGUAUCUAAGUUAGGCAUGGUGCUUCUGGGUUAAGCAUGAACCAUUUAGCGUUCCUAAUUUAGUCUUGGUGUUAACUAGAGCAAAUGAAUUUGACAUAUAACCAGUGACUACUUCUUGUGUAACCAACCGCUCACCUUUCCUAUGCAAAUGAUUAGAUGCACCAACUAACAUUUCAUAUGAUCUUUCAGUUGAUAGCUUGCAUCUAGGUGGUCAAGGCUCUAAGGAGAGCCUGUGCCCCUAAUCAGAGACAGGUUCAGAGUAAUGCUAAUGUUUAUUUUUAGCACUUGGCACUACCUCCUGUCAUUCCAAAUACAGUAUUGGGUACUCCAAAGAAGGCUUUGGAGUAGCCAAAACCGCUGUGUAACUCAUUAACUCAAUGGACCCAUAGAUAAAUUUUUAUUGUCUUGGGUCACCCGCUCAUGUAGAUGUCAUUACUUCUCAGUGUUACUAUCAUGGUUAGGUCCAGGUCUCCACCCCCUCCCCCUCCCUUCCCUUCUCUGGGCGCAGCGCAGAGACCUUGCUAUUAAUCUACUAUUCCCAGGCAUGGUGGUUGUAAUAAUAAAGUAGCACUAUGCUACUUGUAGGACAUGAAGAACUAUUUGUUAUUUUACCCUUCAUAUGUACUUAAUAUCCUACCCAUUUCAAUUCAGUAGUUGGUACGUUAUUUCCAACCAUUGUAGUACUACAUAAUGUUGUGUAAAAUAUGUCCAGUGUGUUGCACAUUUCUUAGUCACCACUCUUCAAUUGCACAUGUUCCAGUUGAAAGUAAAAUUACAUCUAUGAAAGUA
Panicum hallii is the source of this 2324-nucleotide messenger RNA. Its product is annotated as RNA-binding protein 24-B-like. Gene Ontology annotation, molecular function: RNA binding. The record is from RefSeq and is a predicted model, not a curated record. The transcript has 6 exons. Lineage: Eukaryota; Viridiplantae; Streptophyta; Magnoliopsida; Poales; Poaceae. The coding region runs from base 185 to 976 and encodes 263 amino acids.